Messenger RNA from Diospyros lotus (date-plum), 1782 nucleotides. RefSeq lists its product as uncharacterized. Gene Ontology annotation, cellular component: plasmodesma; plasma membrane. The record is from RefSeq and is a predicted model, not a curated record. Bases 77 to 1690 code for a protein of 537 amino acids. The transcript is spliced from 9 exons. Lineage: Eukaryota; Viridiplantae; Streptophyta; Magnoliopsida; Ericales; Ebenaceae.
CACCCAUUUCUCCCUCUCUCCCAACCUAAAACCAGAGAGAGAGAGGGAGGGAGAGAGAGAGAGAGAAUAUGCCAAAAUGCCAAACCCAUCGUUGCUUUUCCUUCUCUUCCUCAGCUCAGCCUCUCUAAUUUCCUUCUCUCAUGGAUCGUCUCUUGACCCCCAGCAUUCCCCUCUUCCAGAGUUCAUCAACGAGAGAGGAUUUAGCGGCCUCCCCAAAUUGAAUUCAGCGAGGUUUCUCGGCAAAGCUUCGGAUGAUUCUGCAACUCUGGUAUUGGCAGCCAAUAGGACCCAUAGGAGAGACCCCUUGAACGGAUUGAACUACUACAAUGGCGGAUGGAAUAUCACCAAUCAACAUUACUUAUCUUCGAUGGCAUUUUCGGCAGCUCCGAUGUUUAUCAUCGCCGGAGUUUGGUUCCUCAUGUUUGGAAUGUGCCUCUGUUGCAUCUGCUUGCGUCGCUGCUUCUGUUGCUGCCCCCAAAAAAAGGCUCUUGGCUAUUCCCAAACCGCGUUUGCUCUCUCCCUCACUCUCCUCAUUCUCUUCUCAGCUACUACGAUAACCGGAAGCGUCUCACUUUACGGUGGCCAGGGCAAGUUUCUAACCAGCGUGACCAAUUUAACCGAUUAUCUUCUGAAACGGACCGACACGGUCAUCGAAAACCUCGGUAAUGUGAUUAAUUAUCUGUUUGAUGCUAAGAACAUUGCGGUGGGGGAGGUGGCAUUGCCCCAAGAAUUGCAGGCAAACAUAGAUGAUGAUCAGAAAGAGGUCAAUCUUCUCAUCGACAAUUUCAGGAAUGUGACUCAGAACACAGCGAAUAACAUCCACAAUUUCCUAGUUCCUUUGAGGGUUGCCAUAGCUUAUGCGGCGACUGUUGCUCUCAUUUUGGCUGUUCUCGGAUUCCUACUUUCCAUUCUUGGAUUGCAAUGUUGCGUGGACUUCUUGAUGAUCUUCGGAUGGAUUGCUGUUGUAGGAGCAUUCAUCAUGAGCGGCAUGUUUCUCCUUGUUCAUAAUGCAGUUUCAGAUACAUGCGUUGCGAUGGAGGAGUGGCUUCAGAACCCAACGGCCAAUUCCGCCAUUGAAGACAUAAUCCCAAGAGCAAACGAGAACUUCACCAGAGACAUCCUGACGGGGACGAAAGCCGUCACCUUUGCCCUCGUCAAUGCAACUAACUUCGCCAUCGCCACCGCCUACAACUCCAACUUGCCGCCCGAAGCCGGCCCUCUAUACUUCAAUCAGUCUGGUCCCCCGGUACCGGUUCUCUGCAAUCCCUUAGAUCUCAACCUCACCGACCAGCAAUGUGCCGGCGCCGAAGUGGGCCUGGAGAACGCACCGCAGGUCUGGAAAAACUACAUUUGCCAGGCUUCGCCGUCCGGCAUUUGCACUACGCCCGGCCGGUUAACUCCAAGUACUUACCGUCAGGUGACGGCGGCAGCGAACAUCAGCUAUGGGUUGCAUAAGUACGGUCCGUUUCUAGUUGGACUUGCAGACUCGACAUUCUUGUGGGAGACGAUCGCCGAUGUAAGUAAGAAUCACUGUCCGGACAUGAGGAGAUCGGCCAAAUGGACUUACAGUGCGUUCGCAGCGGUGGCGGCGGCGCUAAUGCUGUCGUUGAUAUUGUGGGUGGUCUAUGCGCCGCAACGAAGACGACGAAGACGCACCCAGAAAGCAUUCAGGAGGGGCCAUGGAAGUUGAAUUUCAAGCUUAAUUUUCAAGCCUGAUGCGGUGUGUGCGCGCACGCUGUCGCAGCUACAAGAACGUUUGGCCUUUCGUUUUUUAAGAUGGUU